Molecule: messenger RNA, 687 nt
Organism: Saccharomyces kudriavzevii IFO 1802
Lineage: Eukaryota; Fungi; Ascomycota; Saccharomycetes; Saccharomycetales; Saccharomycetaceae
Gene: PDX3
Product: pyridoxamine-phosphate oxidase PDX3
Exons: 1
Coding region: 1-687 (228 amino acids)
Biological process (GO): pyridoxine biosynthetic process
Molecular function (GO): pyridoxamine phosphate oxidase activity; FMN binding
Source: RefSeq, a predicted model, not a curated record
AUGACUAAGCAAUCAGAAGAGACACAGAAGCCAAUCAUCUUCGCGCCCGAAACGUACCAAUACGAUAAGUUCACUUUGAAUGAAAAGCAACUCACGGACGAUCCUAUUGAUCUCUUCACAAAAUGGUUUGACGAGGCCAAGGAAGACCCCAGAGAGACGUUACCGGAAGCGAUCACUUUUUCGUCCGCGGAGCUACCUAGUGGGAGGGUUUCCUCUAGAAUUCUUCUUUUUAAGGAACUCGACCAUAGAGGCUUCACCAUCUAUUCUAACUGGGGGACAUCUAGAAAAGCCCGCGACAUUGCUACAAACCCAAACGCAGCAAUCGUGUUCUUCUGGAAGGACCUGCAAAGACAGGUGAGAGUAGAAGGUUUCACGGAGCACGUUAACAGAGAAACUUCUGAGAGAUACUUCAAGACAAGACCCCGCGGGUCCAAGAUCGGUGCAUGGGCCUCACGCCAAUCGGACGUUAUUAAGAACAGAGAGGAACUGGACGAGCUGACUCAGCACAACACCGAGCGUUUCAAGGACUCUGAAGACAUCCCAUGUCCAGAUUAUUGGGGCGGGUUGAGAAUCGUCCCAUUGGAGAUCGAGUUCUGGCAAGGUAGACCUUCCAGGUUGCAUGAUAGAUUUGUUUACAGAAGAAAAACAGAAAACGACCAAUGGGAAGUCGUUAGACUGGCCCCAUGA